AAAGCACAAAAUUACAGCAACUCAAACCAAAUACACCCUUGCCACUUCUCCCCGAUACCGAAAAUGCGAGCUACCGUACACCGUCCGAUCAUCUCCUCUCUCUUCUCUUCACUAUCUCUCCGCGGUAUCUCCACCUCCUCCGCCGCCGAUCACCACCCCAAACCCCUCCCAUCUCCGCCUCCAUUCUCCGAUGAACUCCCACUCCCAGAGCCGAGCCCUCUAACCCGAACCCGAACCCGAACUCCACUAGAGCAACAAUUCGAAUCAUGGAUCAACAAUCUCAAACCCGGGUUCACACCAGCUGACGUAAACGAAGCUUUGAAAGCCCAAACCGACCCGGACCUCGCUAUCGAUAUCUUCCGAUGGACAGGCCAACAACGGAGCUACAAGCACAACCACGUAACUUACCUAACCAUGAUCAACAUUGCAGUGUCAAGUAAGCGUUAUCGCGUCGCGGAGACUCUAGUUGAGGAAGUUCUCGCCGGCGCCUGCCCGCCGAGUCUCCCUCUGUAUAAUUCCAUGAUCAAAUUUUGCUGCGGUCGUAAAUUCUUAUUUAACCGUGCAUUUGAUAUAUACAAAAAAAUGACAAAGUGUGAAGAUGCUAAGCCGACACUAGAUACUUAUAACUUGUUGUUGAAUGCUCUUUUGAGUAAAUUUAAUAAGUUACAUGUUUGUUAUGUGUAUUUACAUUCGGUUCGAUCGUUAUCGAAGCAAAUGAAGUCUUUCGGGGUGAUUCCAGAUACAUUUGCAUUGAAUAUGAUAAUCAAGGCUUAUUCCAAGUGUUUGGAGGUUGAUGAGGCUAUUCGUGUUUUUCGUGAAAUGGGAUUGUAUGGAUGUGUGCCUGAUGCGUUUACUUAUGGUUAUAUAGCGAAAGGGUUGUGCGAGAAGGGGAGAGUGAAUCAAGGGCUUGAAUUUUUUAAGGAAAUGAGGAAUAAAGGGUUUGUUCCGAAAGGAUCUGUUUAUAUGAUAUUGGUUUGUAGUCUUGCUUUGGAGCGUCGCUUUGAGGAUGCUACUGAGGUGGUGUUUGAUAUGUUGGAUAAUUCGUUGUCACCUGAUCAUCUUACUUAUAAAACCGUGUUGGAAGAAUUGUGUAGGGAAGGGAAAGGAGAUUAUGCAUUUGAAGUUCUUGAAGAAUUUAAGAAGAGGGAUAGGUUUAUGCAUGAGAAGAGUUACAAGUCUUUGUUGGAUACGUUAUAUUUUCUUAAUCAGGAUUAAGUAUUGUGUUUUCAGUAUUGAUCAAUUGUCGUUUGUAAGUACAUCUCUUGCCGCCUUGAUGAAAGAAAAUUUGUCCAUCAGCAAUUAGAAUUGGAAAGGCUAGUCUUGCUGUUCAGUCAUCUUUUUUCACCAUAGCACAUAUGAGGCGAAGAGAUUUUACCUUCUCGUUGAUUUGCUUGUCUUGAUGAUGACAAAGCUGAAUCAUGCCCACUGCAUUAUUGGGCGGGCUGCAACCUGAGUUCCUUGUUCAGGGAAAUCAAAAUGGUUCAUUUUCACUUCGCUGUGCUGGAAAGUCCUACAUAGUUGCUGAUUCGGUUGACUACAAGGACAGUUGUUUGAGGAAACGGGGUGAUUAUUCUUCGGCAGAUGGAUCUCAAACUAAUGCAAAGUAGUUUCCAACUGUUUGGAACAGUGAAUCAGACAUUAAAAUGGAGAAACACUUCAUUGAACAAUGAUUGACAGUAGUUGAAGAGAAAGUCUGGCCACAUGGAUAUCGUUGUGUAUUCAAGCUGAAAAUAGUAUUGGGCAUGGAAUGGCAGUUUCAAGGGAAAAAAGAGCCAGAAAUCUCAAGGUGCUGACUAAAAUGGAUGAUCAAAUGAAAGGUUGGUUAAGGCAAAUACUGGCUGACAUGUAGGAUACCUGUUGCUCAAUGCUUCCAUCAAGCUAGUAGAGAGCUUGCUAAAUCAUGAAGUGCUUUUCAUCUGCCCGGUAACUGGUUUCUCGCUGCCCAUAGUUAAUGAGGAAUGAUAGGCUGACCACAAGGAGGGACGUGGAGAGCAAGUGUCCAUAUAGCUGACCUCAACUUGGAGUUGAAACAUAACAGUUGUUGCCGUAUGCCUGUUUUGUCAAAUCGAGUCUGUAAUACGUCUCGGCAGUUUUAGUUUUCUACUGGCCGACUGUAUACUUAAUUACUCAUUGUCAUUGUCAAGGAGAUGCUAAUGAAGCAUAUCUACAAUGUCUUUUGGUUACUUGUAUUCGCCUUGACAUGCUAAUGUAACAAAUCUACAACUUGUCUUUUGGUUA
This is a messenger RNA of Capsicum annuum, 2238 nucleotides long. RefSeq names its product pentatricopeptide repeat-containing protein At3g25210, mitochondrial. The transcript has 2 exons. Gene Ontology annotation, molecular function: protein binding. The coding region runs from base 64 to 1215 and encodes 383 amino acids. The record is from RefSeq and is a predicted model, not a curated record. NCBI's taxonomy places the organism in Eukaryota, Viridiplantae, Streptophyta, Magnoliopsida, Solanales, Solanaceae.